Molecule: messenger RNA, 1698 nt
Organism: Exserohilum turcica Et28A
Lineage: Eukaryota; Fungi; Ascomycota; Dothideomycetes; Pleosporales; Pleosporaceae
Exons: 3
Coding region: 97-1698 (533 amino acids)
Source: RefSeq, a predicted model, not a curated record
GAUCACCGAGCUCGCGUUUGCGCGUGGCCUGGGGGGAAUAUCGCUGUCUCACCUCCGUCGUGUUGCCCGCGGAACGUCGUUAAAAAUCUCUACGGCAUGUUGGCCCUAGCGCGGCACAGCUUGCUGGCACUCGCAUGUGCAAGCGCUGUCAUUGCGAUACCAGCCCCUUCUACAUACCCAGACGGCGCCCUCACCCGCGAUCUCGCCAUACGCCAAGAUGCCGUCGAAAACUGUGACGGGAAUUAUACCAGCAAGAACGGGCUUGCGUUUACGAUAUACUGCGGACAGAACAAUCCACAGAAUGACGCUGUGAGAAACGACAAGGGAGUCGGGAUAUGGUUUUACACUGGCACAUACACCGAGUGUCUGGAGCACUGCUCGCGCUUCUGGGGCGACGGCGAAGGCUGCUUUGGCAUCACCUGGACUGGAGGUGGCGGCCAUUGCUGGCUCCGAACCAGCAACGUCACCACCGCAACCCUCGAACCCCAGGCCGAUGCCGUGUCUGCUGUUCUUACCGACAAGAGCCAGAUGAAGGGCUUCGACAAAGAGUGCCCAAACGCAGACUUGUCGGACAAAGCCCUCCCUGGCGUCGAAGGCAUAUCCUACACAACGCACUGCGGCAAGGUCAUUGCAGAGCCACCGCACUGCUUCAACGAAUUCGACUGUCUCGAAGUCCCAUACCGCGCCUUCUACCACACAUGGUCGCUGGAAGAAUGCCUGAAAGUCUGUGCUGGCCUCCACCCGCUCUGCCGCGCCGUCUCAUGGAACCCCGGGCUCGAAGUCGGCUUCGCAAACUGCUGGCCCAAGUACGGGCUCCAGCCGUCCUUUGUAAACCCCAUCGCCAAACAAGGCAUCAUGCACGCCGCGCAGAUGAUUGCCUUUGACACCCCAGACACCAAAUGCCCUACAGACAGCGUGUACCACGCCGGCGGCACCAAGGCCGGCCCGCGCUUCGACAUCCACUGCGGCAAGCUGAAUCCAGGCCGCAACAUUACCAAUCUGCACACGCAGAAUGUGACUGCGUGCAUGGAUGCGUGUGCGGCCAGCACCCAAGGCUGCAAAGCCAUUCUGUUUUCCUCGGUGCUCGACGCCGGGUAUAACAAUUGCUAUCUGCAGAAUACAACGAGUAUUAUUACCGACCAGCCGACGGCUACCUAUGCUGUUAUUGCCGAUGCGGCGAUUCCUUCGUCCAGCACCGACCUGGAGAAUGCUACUGCGUCUGGAUCUUCUGCCUCUUCUUCUUCUUCUUCUUCUUCUUCUUCUUCUUCUUCUUCUUCUUCUUCUUCUUCUUCUUCUUCCAGUAACAACAACAACGGUAAUUCAGACUCCUCCUCCUCCUCCUCCCCAAGCAAAGCCUGGAUCGCCGGCCCAGCAAUCGGCGGCGUAAUCGCUCUCGCUGCCCUCGCCGCUCUUCUCCUCUGGUACCGCCGCCGAAAACCGCAUUCCCACUCCUCCCCUUCUUCUUCUUCUUCUCCCCUGGAAAAAGACGCCGCCACAGCAACAGCAGCGUACAAUGACCCUGAAACCCCGUUUUACGGUAAUACUGGUGGUGGAGGUGGAGGUAGUGGAGGAGGAGGAGGAGGACAACAGCAUUACACAGCCGAAAUGCAAGCUACAAGUCGAAAUGAGUUACAAGGUAGUAGCAAGGCACCCGUGUGUUUUGGCCCCCGAGGUGAGGCCCAGGAGAUGCCUGGGUGA